Molecule: messenger RNA, 622 nt
Organism: Brassica napus (rape)
Lineage: Eukaryota; Viridiplantae; Streptophyta; Magnoliopsida; Brassicales; Brassicaceae
Exons: 3
Coding region: 48-533 (161 amino acids)
Cellular component (GO): chloroplast
Source: RefSeq, a predicted model, not a curated record
UUGAUUAGAGUCAAUCGAGUCCUCUAUCCUUUUAUCUUCUUCUUGAGAUGAGAAGUCUCUCCAUCUCCACCGUUCCUCUGUCGCCGUUUCGGCUUCAGACAAAGACCCGAAUCUCAACACUCAGCACCCGAACGAAUCUCCACUCAUUCAACCUCAACCCGACAAGAACUGUCUCGAAAGUUAGAGGUCUGAGAGAAGAGAAUGAUUCGAGAUUCGUUGAUGAAAAUGGCGCAGUUGAUGACAUGGAAGGUUACUUAGGCAAUCUCUCUCUCGAAUACGACUCCGUAUGGGACACAAAGCCCUCCUGGUGUCAGCCCUGGACGAUAAUGGUAACGGGUCUAUCAAUAGUGGCAUGUAGCUGGGUGAUACUACACUCUGUUUUGGUUUCAUCGCUUGCCGUUGGUUUAGUUGGCGCUUGGUGGUACAUUUUCCUUUAUAGCUACCCAAAGUCGUAUUCAGAAAUGAUUGCUGAAAGAAGAAAAAGAGUAGCUAAUGGUUUUGAAGAUAUAUACGGCAAAAACAAGACAUCGUAGAACAUCCCAACUUGUAACACUCGUUUGUGUUCUUUCUGUUUGUACAUCCAUAAUGUGUCUGUUUAUCUUAGUUUCAUUCACAGUUGGGU